This is a messenger RNA of Fraxinus pennsylvanica, 2256 nucleotides long. NCBI's taxonomy places the organism in Eukaryota, Viridiplantae, Streptophyta, Magnoliopsida, Lamiales, Oleaceae. The record is from the annotation of a GenBank genome assembly.
AUGCCAACUGACACCACCCUCACAAUCAAUGACCUCCUGCCGGAAGCCAUCCUCUCCAACAUAAUCGCCGCCGUGUCGGAUGUUCGCAGCCGCAACUCUGUCGCCUUAGUGUGCCACAAAUGGCGCAUCUUCGAACGCGCCACCCGCACCACCCUCACCCUCCGUGGCAACAUCAGGGACCUUUACCUAUUCAUGGUCCCUACCUGCUUCCGAUCCAUAACCCACCUCGAUUUAUCACUUCUCUCCCCCUGGGGCCACUCCCUCACCUCCUCCUCCGCCGCUUCCAUCACCGACCAAGCAAUAAUCGCCGACUACCUGCGCCAUGCCUUCCCUGAAGUUACUUCCCUUACGCUCUACGCCCGCAAUUUAUCGAAUUUACAGCUGCUGGCUCCACUGUGGCCUAAUUUGAAGCAAGUGAAGCUCGUGAGGUGGCACCAGAGGCCCCAAUUAGCCACCACUGGUGAAGAACUCGGAAUUUUGUUUCAACAAUGUAAGAGCCUUUGUUCUCUUGAUCUUUCAUCGUUUUAUUGCUGGACAGAUGAUGUUCUUGUAGCACUGGAAUCGAACCCAUUAGUUUCGUUGAACCUCACUUGCUUGAAUCUAUUGAACCCAUCAUUUUCUGAGGGGUUUAAGUCUGAUGAGAUUAGUGAAAUCACAAAAGCUUGCCCCAAUGUGAAAGAAUUUCGCGCGGCGUGUACGUUUGAUCCGCGAUACAUUGGGUUUGUUGGAAAUGAGGCUCUUGUUUCAAUAGCAACGAAUUGUCCUAAAUUGGCAAUCCUUCAUCUAGCGGAUACCAAGGCCUUGUCGAAUUUGAGGGGAGAUCCUGAACACGAGGGGUUUACGCAAGAAGAUGCGAGGAUUAGUGUGCUGACUUUGAUUGAAGUGUUUUCUGGGCUUCCAUUGCUGGAAGAGCUUGUUUUGGAUUUCUGUAACAAUGUUAGGGAUAGUGGUCCUGCAUUAGAGGUGCUAAAUUCGAAAUGCCCCAAGUUGAGGCACCUAAAGUUGGGGCAGUUUCAUGGGAUUUCAAUGCCGGUUGAGUCGAGGUUGGAUGGAGUUGCACUGUGUGAAAGGCUUGAAUCCUUGUCGAUUAGGAACGUGGGUGACUUGGAUGAUAUGGGAUUGAUUGCCAUUGCGCGGGGGUGUUGUAGAUUGGCCAAGUUUGAAAUUCAGGGCUGCAAGAAGAUUACGAUGAGAGGAAUGAGGACUUUUGUGCAAUUGCUACAACGAACAUUGGUCGAGGUUAAGAUCUCAUGCUGCAAAAACUUUGGGGCAUCAUCUUCUUUGAAAGCAUUGGAGCCAAUACAGAGUAGGAUUCGAAGGCUUCAUAUAGAUUGUGUUUGGGAUUGCACCGAAGAGCUUCAACAUCUUGAUGCAAUCGAAGGCAAGUUUGACCUCAACAAAUUGGAUCAAGGUGAGAUGUUAUUUCAAUCUUUUGCACAUACAAAAUACUUGAGAACCGAUGAUGGUGAUUAUGGUGGCAAUAGCAAAAGGUGCAAGUACUCGGAUGAUCUGAAUUGCUCUUAUGCUGGUUUGGAUGUCAAUGACAAUGUCUACUACAAAGGGUGCAAGAAUUUGUAUGAUCUGAAUUGCUCUUAUGACGGGAUGGAUGUCAAUUACAAUGGCUAUGACAACGGCAAUGGAUUUGGUGAAAAGACGUGGGAUAGUUUGCAAUCUCUUUCGCUCUGGAUCGCUGUAGGUCAGCUUUUGACUCCUCUGGCGUCUGCAGGACUCGAGAAUUGUCCCAAUCUGGAGGAGAUAAGGAUAAAGGUUGAAGGAGAUUGUAGGGAAAUGUCGAAGCCCUCUAAAGAUGCAUUUGGAUUGAGCAUCCUUGGGAAUUACCUGAAGCUAUCAAAGAUGCAUUUGGAUUGCGGGGAAAUCAUUGGCUAUGCACACACCGCACCUUCUGGGCAGAUGGAUUUGAGCCUUUGGGAACGGUUUUAUCUCUUUGGUAUUGGAGAUUUGGGUCUCACGGAACUGGAUUACUGGCUCCCACAAGAUAGGGAUGUUAACCAAAGGAGUCUAUCUCUUCCAGCAGCCGGACUACUACAACAAUGUUUAGACCUUCGGAAGCUUUUUAUACACGGGACGGCUCACGAACAUUUCAUUAUGUUUCUAGUUAGAAUCCGUGGACUAAGAGAUGUUCAGUUGAGAGAAGACUAUUAUCCAGCACCAGAGAGUGAUAUGAGCACAGAGAUGAGGGCAGACUCAUGCAGUCGCUUUGAGGCCGCUCUAAAUAGGCACCAGAUUCCUGAUUGA